This is a messenger RNA of Oncorhynchus mykiss (rainbow trout), 2904 nucleotides long. It is a transcript of the gene zcchc17, whose product is annotated as zinc finger, CCHC domain containing 17. Gene Ontology annotation, molecular function: zinc ion binding; RNA binding. Gene Ontology annotation, biological process: RNA stabilization. Lineage: Eukaryota; Metazoa; Chordata; Actinopteri; Salmoniformes; Salmonidae. The record is from RefSeq and is a predicted model, not a curated record.
ACUUACCAUGGCCACGAGCUGUUGUGACUGUGCCGCGGCGAACAGCUCCGUCCUGGACCUCUUGACUCCGCCGGCAGGAACCAAAGCCAUGUCCCCCGGUCUCUUCUUUGGCUCAAUCAUGGUUUAACAACUCAAUGAACACGAUGGUGUUUAACAGAAAUCGACUUGGAUAAAUUAACUUCUUUCAACAAACCGCUUUCGACACAAGUACGAAGUGAAGAGUGGUCUGAGGUACUUCCAGUUCUCAGGGCGAUUGAUUGGUUCGCAGCUCCUCUGUUAACGUUGAUUGGUUAUCAUUGUUGUUGACCAUGGCCCGUGAACCGGAAGAAAACAUCUGAAACAGACUACAAAAAUAAAUACUCGGCACACAAGGGAGAGAGUUAUACUGUGAGUCGCCAUCAUCAUCAUGGCAGACUUUGACCAUGACCAGCAGGAGCCUGCAGGACUAGAUGGCUUGCCAGCCAUGUACAGUAUUGUGAAGGGAGAGGUGGCUUCUGUACAGACCUACGGAGCCUUCAUCAAGAUUCCUGGCUACAGGAAGCAGGGGUUGGUUCAUAUCAGUGAGUUGUCAGCCUGUAGGGUUGAGAAUGUUGCAGAAGUCGUCGACGUGGGAGAGCAGGUGUGGAUCAAGGUCAUCGGAAGAGAGAUGCGUGAUGACAAGGUGAAGCUCUCCUUCUCAAUGAAAGCUGUCAAUCAAGGAACAGGGAAAGACCUGGACCCCAACAAUGUCAUAGCAGAGCAGGAUGAGCGGAGGCGUAGACAGUUCAAAGAUGGUACAGGACGGAGGAUCACAUUGGAGGCUGUACUCAACACCACCUGCAAGAAGUGUGGCUGCAAAGGGCACUUUGCUAAGGACUGUUUCUCGGCCCCGGGGCUGCAGUAUGAUCUGAUACCUGAGGAGGGCGAUGAUGAGCCUCAGCAGCUACAGAAAGAGCCUAUCAACCCCAACCUCAUCCCACUCGCAGUCCGCAAAACCCAACCUCCACAGGACUCACACAAGAAGAAGAAAAAGGAGAAAAAAGAGAAAAAGGAGAAGAAGGGGAAGAAGAAGAAGAGGAAGAGAGAGAGGAAGGAGUCCGAAAGUGACAGCAGCAGCAGUGGACCCGGUCAGGCCAAGAGAGGGCGCCAUGACGACAGAGAGGACAGAAAGAAGAAGAAACACAAGAAACACAAGUCCCACAAACACAUCUGAGACUGAUCUGACGGACUGACACACAUACAUUGCACUAAACACACACAAAUCACACUGUAGACACACAUGCACACAGUAAAACUGUGAACCUGCACAUACACAGCGUAGACUUGGUUGGACACACACACAAGUUGACGCAACAGUCAGAAGCCCCUCAUAGCCCCUUGCCCCUACCGUCUGACACAUGCAGAUCGAUAGAAACCUGAUAGGUGUUAGCAAUAUGGCAGCUUCCCUGAGCCCAUCGGAAAGUUAAGUAUAUAUUGCACCUAUCCAGUUCCCUCAGAUCUACCUUUAACACUGAAGAGGUUAGUGUUGUUUUCAGGAUGACAGUAUAGGUGUCUCAGAUCCCACAACACCUGGAGUUAACAUCUCAGGAACCAUAUCAAGAUGUUGUAAUCUGUGCAGGCCUGUGCUGUGUUAGUAAUAUGUGUAUCUGGAACCUGUCCUCACUGGUCAGGUUAAACGCAUGACAUACACUACAUGACCAAAAGUAUGUGGACACCUGCUCGUCGAACAUCUCAUUCCAAAAUCUUUGUUUGAUGGGGUUGAGGUCAGGACUCUGUGCAGGCUAGUAAAGUUCUUCCACAACGAUGUCGACAAACCAUGCUGAAACAGGAAAGGGCCUUCCCCAAACUGUUGCCACAAAGUUGGAAGCACAGAAUUGUCUAGAUUGUCAUUGUAUGCUGUAGUGUUAAGAUUUCCCUACACUGGAACUAAGGGGCCUAGACCGAACCAUAAACUGUCCCAGAUCAUUAAUACUCCUCCACCAAACCUUACAGUUGGUACUAUGCAUUAGGGCAGGUAGCGCUCUUCUGGCGUCUGCCAACCCCAGAUUUGUCUGUCGGACUGCCAGAUGGUGAUGCGUGAUUCUUCACUCCAGAGAAGGCGUUUCCACUGCUCCAAAGUCCAAUGGUGGCGAGAUUUCCAACACUCUAACCGACGCUUGGCAUUGCGCAUGGUGAUCUUUGGCCUGUGUGCAACUGCUCAGCCAUGGAAACCCAUUUCAUUAAGCUCUUGACAAACAGUUCUUGUGCUGACGUUGGUUCCAAAGGCAGUUUGGAACUCGAUAGUGAGUGUUGCAACCGAGGACAGAUGAUUUUUAUGCGCUACACGCUUCCACACUCCGUGGUCCCGCUCUUCAGAAAGGCCAUUUUACUGCCAAUCUUUGUCUAUGGAGAUUGCAUGGCUGUGUGCUCGAUUUUAUACACCUGUCAGCAAGAGGUGUGGCUGAAGUAGCCGAAUCCACUCAUUUGAAGGGGUGUCCACAUACUUUUGUAUAUAUAUAGUGUACAUACAUCAAAGCAACACACACAGGAAGUGGUAAAGCCGUAAAGAAGAAGUGUAUAUGUGUUACAGGAGAUUCCCCAGAAACACGCCACUUCGAUACAGCUAUGACCGGAAGUUACUUUUUCGUAGCAGGUUAGGAGAAUAAGGUUAGGGUUAGCAAAAAUGCUCUCAUAACCUUCUACAAAAAGUCAAGGUCAUAGCUGUAUGGAAGUGCUGUGUUUUUAGGGAGUCCCUGUCAAACAUACAGGAACCUCAUGCUUGCGAUAUCCUGUUGGUACACGCCCCUUAUUGUGUGUGAACACGUGUACUCUGCAACCAUGUCAUUGAAGAUGUGUGUUUGUGUGCAAAGGAGUUUGUGUAACAUGGUCCAUAUUCCUGUAUGCAAACUAUGAUGGUCUUUAUUAAAGAUUUAAACUGUCAAGUAA